Messenger RNA from Pararge aegeria (speckled wood butterfly), 4267 nucleotides. Its product is annotated as chromatin-remodeling ATPase INO80. The coding region runs from base 112 to 4194 and encodes 1360 amino acids. The transcript has 7 exons. Gene Ontology annotation, cellular component: extrinsic component of mitochondrial inner membrane. The record is from RefSeq and is a predicted model, not a curated record. NCBI's taxonomy places the organism in Eukaryota, Metazoa, Arthropoda, Insecta, Lepidoptera, Nymphalidae.
UUGAGAUUGAACAGUCGAUGCUAGUCUAGAAAUUCGAUUUUAUAUUUAAAAAGUGUAAGUUUGUUUCUGUUAAAUAAUUAGUGAUAGUGUACUAUCUAAAAGUAAAAUAAGAUGAAUAAUAAGAAAAAUAAAAGUAGAACACGUAGUAAAACUACCAAAAAGAGUCAGGAAUCCGAUAACUUAAUAGAAAAGUUAGAAGAUAGUGAAAAAGUUAAUUUGGAGAGUUUAAAUACAGAUGAAACGAGAGUGCCAGAUGUAGUGACUGAAACAGUUACCAUCACAGAUUCAUGUCAAUCGACUAAUGAUGUUCCUAAAAAACCUAAACGAAGUAAAAGUAAGAAGAAAAAAGAUCAAUUAUUUGAAAAUGUUCUAAACAAGGAAGAAAACGUUGAGGAAGAUAUUAAAGAAAAUUCGGACAAUGUGGAGAAUAUUUCACAGGAAAAUAGCCAAAUAUCCCCCUGCGUUCGAAAAAACAAAAAGAAAGCAAAAAAAAGUGAAGAAAACUUAGAGCGUGUAAAUCUGGCGUUCGAUGAAUGCACUGAUACAGAACCUAAUAAAGAAAAGUGUGUGAAACAGGAAAUAAAUGAAAGCACUGCAAACAAUGAUCCAAUUUUGCAAAAAGAUGACGCAACUCCUAAAAAAAAGAAAAAAAAGAAACACCGUCAUGAUUCAGAAAAAUCAGACAAAUACUAUCCUUGCACAUUGGCUUUUCAAAACUUAAUUGAAACUCCAAUUCAACCCGAUAAAAGUAACGAUAGAGUUGAAGUGCAAGCAAUACAUAAUGAUAUUGUUACGGAAGAUGUAAUUGAUUUUCAGGAAUCAUCACCAGAACAAAACCAGAAUAAAGAAAUAAAACCUGAAGAAUCAAAGAUUAAAAAAAAGAAUAAAAAGGCUAAAAAGAACCCGCCAGAUGAACACAUACUCUCGGAAACCACUAUAUCAGAAAAAAGUAUUCUAAGUUUUUCCGGGGAUAAUAAUCUACCCUCGGGAAGUUUAGAAAGUGAAAAAAAUUAUAAAGAAACAAGCCCUAAACCUAAAGCCAAAAUUAUAAAACCUGUUCAGAAGAAACGGCAAACUAAGUCCGAAAGUGAAUCUCAAAAACCAUCAAUGGACGAAAAUAUUGAAACAAAUGCCAAUGACAACAAUAACAACGAAAUUUCAAAACCAGUCACAAUAAUAAAAAAUACUGAAGAAAACAAAUGUCAUCCAGAUAACGAUAUUAUAAAAGAAAAUAUUACCUCAUCCAAACCAGUAAUAUACGAUAAUAAUAUGCAUAUUAUUGAAAGAAGUCAGAGUCAAUUAAUUAAACUAGAAAUUAAUGAACCGAAAGAUUCAAGCCCUUUCACAAACAUUUCUGAAAACAAACAAGAAGGUGAAACUGCAUUUAAGAAUCAAGAUGAUGUUGGGUAUGUCAAAGUAAGGACAGUAAAGGGUAAGAAAAAGCAAAAUAAAAAUACCUUAUUGCCUGAUACACCUGAAACGAUUAAGAUGAAGUCACAAGAGAUAGAAAAAGAUUUAGAUAUGUCAUGUAUGGAAAAUAAAAACCAAACAAAAUCUGAACAGGUAGAGAUGCAUAAAAGUAUCAUACCAGAUUUAAUUGAAUACCCACGUUCUACGAGUCAACAAUUUGUUGAUAGUAACAAUAAAACAUUUAUUCAAGAAAUUACUUCCACAGAAGAAGUUAAAUUAGACAGUUCUCAUGAUACACCAACACCUUUAAUUCAAGGAUCAGGAGAGUCACCAGAAGCAAACACCAGAAAAGAGACCGUGCUUAUAAACGUAACAGAAAUUGUUUCACAACCUACCAAUAAAGAUAAGAAUGUGGAAAACGUUCCGAUUUCUGAGAAAACUGAUAUUAAAUCUAAAAUGAUUGAAGUGAAUCGAGAUAUGGAGGAGUUAAGACGAUCAAUCGAAAGAUCAUUAGCUGAAUUAACUGCUAUGGAAAAAAGUGAUACUGAAGUUGAUAAAGAAUUUGAAGAAUUAUUUCAAAGCCAAACUGCAGACAAAACAUCAAUAGAGAUAACGGAAGGUAAAAUUGAUGAUCUUGGAGAUUCAAUUAAAAUUGUUGAAAAUAGUAGAAAAAGUGAAAACAUGAACAAGAAUCUGGAUUCAAGGUCAGACGACGUUAAACCUAUACUUACUGAUGAAGAUAUAAAAAACACAACCUUAGUAAGUAACGCUAAAACCGAUGACGAUACACAAAAUGUUCCACCAGUUUGUCCAGCAAGAAGAGACAAAAACAAAUCUAAAUCCAAGAAGAAAGGAAAAAAAGAAGUCGUCACUACUAACAUUAGCACACCCGUCUUUUCUGGAACUCAAACUGCAACCACGGAAAAAGAUACUACCAAGAAGUCUGAGAAAUCAGAACAAAAAUCAGAAAAUACUCAAGAAAAAGGCAAACAGCAAGCUUCAGGAUGUAAACAAGACUCAAAAUCUUCUCAAAACUGUGAUACCUCACUAGAACCUAUAGAAAAUUUUGAAGACGCGUUAACUUCUAGUGUGGAUGAUAUAAACAACACUUUUGAAAUUAUAGCUAAAGAUGCUAUCGAACCAGUGGUUCCGUUACAAUACCACAAUAAUCCGAAAAUAAAUAUAAUUUCUCCAGCAGAAGACAAUAAUGAAAGAAAACAUCAAAAUCCUAUAACACUUCCAAAAAACUUGUUAAGCCACCCAAAUAUUCCUGCACCAUCGAAUGACAAGGGCUUUAAUAAGGAAAAAUUUAAUCCGCCAAAUACAAUACAAGCUAAAGUGAAGAUAAAAGAUUUAGUUGAAAUUGAAAUGGCUACGAAUAACAAAUCAAAGAUGAACGACAAAAAAGAAUUAAAAAAAGAAUCUAACGGUGUUGAUUUGACCUACGCUAUGAAAACUAAUGAAGAUUUAAUCUACAAGUACAGUUUUCGUAGAGUAUUUCUUCAGAGUAGAUGCCAUGUGUGUAAAAAGGAUUUAGUUCAAAGGGUGCCUUGUAAAUUCUGUUCAUUAGUGUUUUACUGCAGCCAAAAACAUAAAGAUGAAGAUUGGUCACAUCACCAAUCGCUAUGCUUUGCGGUAUCAACCAUUGCUCAUUUAAGAGAACAAAAACAUAUCUACGCGGAUGCACAAAAUAUUUUGGGUCAUGAUUAUCGCGUAUUAAGAAUGCAGACCAUACUAUCUUGCGAGAAGAUUUUAAAUAGAAAGCUGGUGCCUUGGGAGCAGGAGGCGCUCCUGUAUCCUCGAAUGUGUGGGGAUAUCAAAUGUAGACAAUGGAGACAAGAGCAGUUAAAAGAUUGUGCGGGAUGUGGUCAGAUAUCUUUCUGCAACGAUCAUCCAGAGCAUCUACCGUCGUCACAUCAGCGUUGGUGUAAAUCUUAUGCACUGUAUCAAAAGAUGGUAAAUUACCAGCUGACAAAGGGUCGGUUGGAACCGCCACUUCCCACCAGGGUCUUGAACCAUUAUAAAAUUCCUGGGAAGUUAAAUGAGGUUUUAGGAUCGAUGUACAAAGAAAAAAUUGAUAUGGAUGACAUCCAAUAUGCAGCUCUAACGCAGAUCGCAACAGCUCCGUUAACUACAGCUUACAGCCAUCAACUCUAUUCCAGCAAGAUGAACUCUUCAUACGCCAAUGGGGCGGAAAAGAAUUCCACCUUCACAAUCCAUUUGGUCGGCAUCGAGCUACCAUUUGAAGCAGAUUCCCUCAACAAAUGGGAGAAAUUCUUCUUGCAUCUGCGAUCUGAUGUGCAAGAUUUGAGGGUGGUGAUGGUUGGUCCAGAUAUUAAUUCAUCUAAGUUACCACUUGAUUUGCUCGGCAAGAUUAAGUUAUGUGAAAACUGUCGUACAAACAAACGGCGUGUAUUAUUUGAUUUUCAUGAAAGCUACCAAGACUAUUACUUGAACGACGGUUUCGUUACACCUGAUAUAGUUUGCGCUUUCAACCCAAAUAUACAUAGAUCAUCUGCAAAUAAUAUCAACACAUGGCCCACUACAAUAAACUUUAUAUUAAAACAACGAGUCCCAUUUGUUCUCACUUCCUACUCGAUAGAAGAGUUAAGAAGAGAUCUAGGAAGAGUAAGAGAGUGCACAAAAGUAGAUUUUAAUGUAGUUUCUGAAAUAAAAUAUAAUCCUUUUGGUAGUGUAAGACCUGACAGAAAUUUUAUAACUGAUCAUGAAAUACCAUUACUAUUUAAAAACUAUUGUUUUUGUAUUCUGUGUGGAACCCUUUGAAUUAAGUUUUAUAAUUUAUGUCUGUUUUGAAACUUUGCUAUGCCUAUGUGAAUUAGAAUAAAAGUUGUGUCAC